Asparagus officinalis (garden asparagus) is the source of this 1335-nucleotide messenger RNA. RefSeq names its product heat stress transcription factor A-1-like. Lineage: Eukaryota; Viridiplantae; Streptophyta; Magnoliopsida; Asparagales; Asparagaceae. Gene Ontology annotation, biological process: regulation of transcription by RNA polymerase II. The record is from RefSeq and is a predicted model, not a curated record. Gene Ontology annotation, molecular function: DNA-binding transcription factor activity; RNA polymerase II cis-regulatory region sequence-specific DNA binding. Gene Ontology annotation, cellular component: nucleus.
AUGGCGACUGUGUCGGCCGAUGCCGCCCGUUGGAUCCGAUCGACGGACGCCGGCGGCGGCGGCUGCGGCCGCGGCGGCGGCGCACAGGCCGCGAACGCGGCGCUGCAAUCGAACGCGCCGCCACCGUUCCUAGCAAGGCACUGUACGACCAUCGUCGACGAUCCGGCCACGGACGCCGUCAUCUCGUGGGGCCCGCAGAACAACAGCUUCGUCGUCUGGAACGUCCCGGAGUUCUCCAGGGUUUUGCUGCCCAAGUUCUUCAAGCACAGCAAUUUCUCGAGUUUCGUGCGCCAGCUCAAUACCUAUGGUUUCAAGAAAGUUGAUCCAGAUAGAUGGGAAUUUGCUAAUGAGGGAUUCUUAAGAGGUCAAAAGCAUCUGCUCAGAAACAUCAAUAGGAGAAAACCCUCUCAGGCACACAGCCAAGAACAACAUCCUCAAGCACUGAAUAUGUCUUCUGCAGCGUGUGUUGAAGUUGGGAAAUUUGGGAUGGAAGGAGAGAUCGAGAUGCUCAAGAGAGACAAAAAUGUACUCAUGCAAGAACUGGUUAGGUUAAGGCAACAGCAGCAGGCUGCAGACAAUCAGCUCGACAUCUUGGGCAAGCGCCUCCAUGGAAUGGAACGCCGGCAACAAAUGAUGAUGUCAUUCUUGGCAAAAGCUAUGCAGAACCCUGGACUCUUUACCCAACUCAUGCAACAGAAUGAAAGCAACCGCCACAUUGCGGGAGUGAAGAAGCGUAGAUUGCCAAGGCAAGACAAAAGUGCUGCUCCUGAUGGGCAAAUAGUGAAGUAUGAACCAUUAAUGAACGGUUCCCCAUCAGCGAUGCUAGCUCAGAUGCUAAAGUUUGAUUCAUCUCCAAAGUUGGAUGAACCUAUGAAUAAUUUCCCUUCACAUGGAGGGAACUCUUUGGAUCAGAAUUCUGGAGUUACCCUUGGAGAAGUCCCUCAAAACUCAGGGGUACAUCCAUUUGUGCCGGCGACCUCUGCCUUUCCGAGUGCUUGUUCAUCUUCAGCUUCUUCUCAUGAGAUUCAGUCUGAAGCGGGCAUAACAGAUAUCACGAUUCAUGAUGCUUUGCAAGAUAUAGACAUGCUAUCCGAGGUUCCAGUGGCAAUUCCAUGUGAAUUUCCUGAGAUUCAUGAGCUUGUUCCUGAUGAGAGUAUUGCUGAUAUUCCCAUUGAUGGCAUGUAUCUCAACCAAAUCGCUGAGGAAGUGGAUGGUCCUAUGCCUAUGACGGGAACCAAUGAUGACCAAAAGUUUUCAGAAAUCAUGGAUUCUUUGUUGGAAGAGUUCAUUUCUAGUCCAUAAUCCGGGGAGACGAAUAGGAGACUCAUGAUUUCG